CUUUGUCUUCUCCCUUCUCAAACUUUCCGGGAAAAUCAAACUUUUCUCUCCGGCGACCCUCAAUCCUCUAAAUUUGAUUUUCUCUGGAAACCGCAAGGGAAUCUCCCGAAUUGGCAAACCCUAAUUCCCAAAACCCCAUGAUCUGUAGAUGGAUUGCAUUCAAUCCAAACAAAUUGUCCCGCGCGCUCUCUCCAUUCUCUUCCCUCUUCUCCACUAAACCCUCCUCCUCCGUCGCGGCGAGACUCGACGAAGAGCCGCUUCUCUCUGAUCAGAGAGAAGAUCACUACCGUGGGGAGAUUCUCUAUGGGAUGAGGAAGAUCGGGUUCCGCGAGUAUCUCCACGGGCGUGACUUCCGAGGCUUGCUCUCGGGUUUGAAGCAGGUCCACGUCGAAGAGAUCAUGUGCGAACUGAUGGGCGAAAGCUCGGAUCUUUCGGUUUGGUUUUUCAGAGAGCUGAAAGAUGUUUACGGGUUUCGACACUCGAGGCUCUCCUCGUUGUUGGUUUCGCAUGUUCUAGCUGGUCAGAGACGUUUCAGAGAGCUUCAAGUGGUUCUGGAACAGCUCCUCCAAGAAGAAGGCUCUGGUUCAGCAUCUUUACUCUGUGAGCUUCUCUCUAAUAACUUCGUAAAGUGGGAUUCUACGAAUAUAGUUUGGGAUAUGUUGCUGUUUCUCUCAUCGAGGUCUAACAUGGUUGAUGAUUCACUUUAUAUCCUGGAGAGGAUGAGGGAUCUGAACUUGAGCGUGUCUACACAAGCGUACAACUCAAUCUUGUAUAACUUCAGAGAAACAGAUAAGAUGUGGGACGUGUACAAGGGAAUCGAGUUUAAGAACGAACACACGUACUCCACAGUUGUAGAUGGAUUGUGCAGGCAACAGAAGCUAGAAGAUGCAGUUUCUUUCCUCAGGGAUUCCGAGUGGAAGGACGUUGGCCCCUCUGUAGUUUCUUUCAAUAGUAUAAUGUCAGGUUACUGUAAAUUGGGUUUUGUAGAUACGGCCAAGUCUUUCCUCUGUACAGUUUUGAAAUGUGGAUUGGUUCCUAGUGUGUAUAGCCACAACAUACUCAUCAACGGCCUCUGUCUAGCUGGUUCCAUCGGAGAAGCUUUGGAACUGGCUGGUGAUAUGAGUAUCAAGCAUGGAGUGGAGCCUGAUACUGUGACGUAUAAUAUCCUUGCGAAAGGGUUUCAUCUCCUCGGUAUGAUCAAAUGGGUUUGGGAGGUCAUUCAACAGAUGCUGGAUAAAGGUUUGACUCCUGAUGUUAUUACAUAUACUAUAUUACUGUGUGGUCAUUGCCAGUUGGGGAACAUCGACAAGGGUUUAAGACUGCUGAAGGAUAUGUUAUCAAGUGGGAUUGAGUUGAACAGUGUCAUCCCCUGCAGUGUAAUGCUCAGUGGUUUAUGUAAAACAGGACGAGUCGAAGAAGCUUUCUCCUUGUUCUAUAGAAUGAAAGACAAUGGUGUAAGACCUGAUAUCGUGGCGUAUUCUAUCGUGAUUCAUGGCCUCUGCAGAUUAGGAGAGCUUGAUAUGGCUAUUUGGCUCUACGACGAGAUGUGUUCCAAAAGAAUACUUCCAAAUUCUAGGACACACGGUGCUAUGCUGCUUGGUUUGUGUCGGAAAGGGAUGCUGCUCGAGGCGAGGGCGCUUCUCAACUCUCUGAUCUCAAGCGGCUGCGAGCUUGAUGUUAUUCUGUACAAUAUCGUAAUCGACGGUUACGCAAAGUCUGGUUGCGUAGAGGAGGCGUUGGAGUUGUUCAGGGGAGUGAUUGAGAGUGGGAUUACUCCUAACGUUGCAACUUUCAAUUCUUUGAUUUAUGGUUAUUGCAAGACUCGGAACAUAGCUGAGGCAAGAAAAGUAUUGGAUGCCAUCAAGUUAUAUGGAUUGGUUCCAACCGCUGUGAGCUAUACAACUCUGAUGAACGCGUAUGCUGACGUUGGAGAUACUGAGAGUGUUGACGAGCUGCGCCGAGAGAUGAAAGCAAAAGGAGUCCCACCAACCAACUUCACGUACUCUGUGAUUAUCAAGGGACUUUGCAUAGGGCGGAAACUCGAGAAAUACAACCAGGUACUGUUGGACAUGGCUUCUGAAGGUAUAGCUCCAGAUCAGAUCACUUACAAUACAGUUAUUCAGCAUCUGUGCAGGGUGAAAGAUUUGUUCAGAGCGUUUGAGUUGUUUGAAGAAAUGAAAUCUCGAAACCUUGAGCCUACGCCUGCCACUUAUGACAUU
Molecule: messenger RNA, 2219 nt
Organism: Raphanus sativus (radish)
Lineage: Eukaryota; Viridiplantae; Streptophyta; Magnoliopsida; Brassicales; Brassicaceae
Product: putative pentatricopeptide repeat-containing protein At1g13630
Exons: 2
Molecular function (GO): protein binding
Source: RefSeq, a predicted model, not a curated record